GGUGGAAGUGAUGACCGACAUGGACAUCGUCAGUUUGAGUGAGGACGACAUUGAAUUUCAAAACCAGAACAAUGUUACAGCGGGAGCCUACAUAACAGAUGUGAGGAAUGGGCGAAAACCGGAAAACGGCCCGAGAAAGAUGGUCGAUAUUACCAGGGACAAACCUAUAAAGGUGACAAUUAGAGUGAUCGUACCCGUCAGGGACCACCCAAAGUUCAAUUUUGUUGGUAAGUUACUAGGCCCUAAAGGAAACUCACUUAAGAGGCUUCAAGAAGAAACAAUGACAAAGAUGGCCAUCCUAGGAAGAGGUUCCAUGCGUGAUCGACACAAGGAAGAGGAAUUACGUGGAUCCGGUGAUCCUAAGUUUUCCCAUUUACUGGAAGAGCUCCAUGUUGAAGUUACAGCAUUCGCACCACCAGCUGAGGCACAUGCAAGAAUAGCUUAUGCUCUUGCUGAAGUCCGGAGAUUUCUUGUUCCUGACUAUAACGACGAUAUAAGACAAGAACAAAUGUGGGAAAUGGCUGCCUUGCGUGGAGUCACAUCUUCCUCAGCUUCAUCGGAAGGCCCUGAGUCAACAGGUACGGAGGAUUCGGAACCAGCUUCGAGAGGAGGCAGUGGGCGGAAAAGGCCGCUAGGUAUAGCUCAAAGGAUGUCCAUGUCACCAACGAAGAGAACUGUACUCAGCAUUCUAGCAAGGGCCAGAUCUGCCCAAGCCCCAGAGCCUUCUCCUUUUGGACGCAGUUUGGUCGGUAUCCCAACUCUUCGUGAGGAAUCCCUUCUAACAGGCAAGAUACUCAUCAAUUAAAGCGAAAAAGGCACAUCAACCAACCUAUCGAUGAAGAAAUAAAAAAAAAAAAACUUAAAAAAAAAAACAACUGUAUUCGGUAAAUGACCCAUGGCUCGUUCAGGAAAAUCACACUCAGAUAUGCUGGCCAAUAAAGACAAUGAAUGAAAGCAAACCUGACUUUCACCGCUCCGAUCUUUAUUAGCGCAUAGGCUAAUGAAAUAAAAUUCCCACCCAUCUUACAGAUUUUAUACAUUAGAUUAUCGAAUAGUACAAAUUAUUAGUGAACCUAUGGAAAUUACCAAACUAAAUUAGGAUCAAUGAAAUUUUAUUUCUUAAUAUAUCGGGGCGGUGGACCUCUUCGGUUUGUCAGCGGGCAAAAAAAAAAAAAAAAAAUAAAUGAAAUAAAUAAGUAAAAUGAUAAUUAUAAGAGUGAUUUAAAACUUGAUCACACCCGGCCAAUGCAAGGACCAAGAAUUUUAAAUAUUAAGCAUGUCUUUAAGGAAGCUCAAAAGGUCGCUCAAAUACAUAUAAUACAUUCAUUAUUAAUGUAAAUAAGGUCAAUUUGGGGAUCUUAAUGCCACUGUACACAUUUAAAUAUUUUUUAUUUCUUUGUUUUAUAUCUGUGUUACAAGUGUCAUUUUAACAAAAUAGAAAUAUGGCAAUCAGGACAAUUCCCUUACAGUAACUUUUCCCUUUCUUUUUCAUUAUUUUUUCUCAUUAGUAAAUUUCUAAUGAACCUCAUGAUAGUUUAUGAAAGGUAAAGAUUGUUGUAUGGUUUUAUUUUCUCAUUUCUAUUUUUUUCCCCAUUUACUUAAAAUUAUAGUAUAGCUAAUAUUUUGUAAACAAUAGAAAUGGUCCUCAGGUUAGAAACUUACUUACCAAUAAGCCUGUAAAUCUUAUUUGGGCGGCCAAAAUAUAUUAGUAUUUUAUGCACAAUCUAGUUAGUACCACGAGGUUUAUUGUAGCUAAAACUGGAAACUUUCCGAUGUUGGAAUAAUUUCGAUUGAGUGGAAGGAUAGUUUCCUGUUGUUUCAUUAUUUCCUUCAUAUUUGUGUAAGUGAUGUUUUAAAUAUUCAUUAAGUGUUUAAAAGGAUUAUCUUCGUAAAGCAAAACUAUAAAAUAUUUUUUGUUUACAAGCUUUUGAUGUCGUGAUUGGACUGGAUCGAUGCUUUGCCUUAAUAAUAUCAACUUAACCAUGUUUUGCUUAAGAAGGCCUCACGAAAUAACUGUUGAAAGGAACUAUAAAAUCUUUAUGAUAAGAUAAUUAUAAAUGAAUAUCUAUAUAUUUUAAAAAUAAUGUGCUCAUAAUAAUAAUUUUUAAAAUUGAUAACACAACAGAUAUAUUAAUUUUAGUUCUGAAACUUGUUAUAACUCAUUCAAUUAAAAAUGAAACCAGCGAUAGAACAUAAAAUUAAUACAGAAACUUGUAAUAAAAGCUUUAGCUAAAAAUUCAAAGUUUUAUUGCAAAUUAUCAUUGCAUAUUUCCUGAAAAAAAGAAAAGAACAAGCUAUAGAUAGUUAUCAUAAUAAAAUAAUAUAUAUUUUUAUUUAAUCUGAUUAUAAUAAUAUUUAGAUACAUCUAUAACUAUAAACUUAUAUAUAAUAUAUACAGUUGUAAUUAAUUGCCAAAACCACACCAUGUAUGAAUUAUAUUUACAAAAAAAUGUUUUAUACAUUGAACCAAUUUUCAUAAUACAUUUACAACAAUCUAUUAUUCAUCAAAAUCAUCACAAUAGGUGUGUCAAAUUGAGGCAAAAUGGUCAAAAACGUCCUAGGGAAAAAGGCCUAAUAUCUCAUUUUAUUCUAUAACGCUAUAGAUAAUGUUUCAUCUUGAUUCAAUAGGAGUUAAAAAU
Nezara viridula (southern green stink bug) is the source of this 2639-nucleotide messenger RNA. The record is from the annotation of a GenBank genome assembly. NCBI's taxonomy places the organism in Eukaryota, Metazoa, Arthropoda, Insecta, Hemiptera, Pentatomidae.